GGGUGGCGAAACAGAACCGAGGGAGAGAGGAGAGGCGCUAGCCAGCCUCUGCCCGGAGGGCGUGGAUCCCAGCGCAAGCCAGAACAGGUCCUGCGUUCUCGCGGCCACUGCCAGCAGCGGGCGGGGCCCGGCAGGAUCUCCGCGGGCAGACUCGCGUGUGGAUCAGCAGCGAGCAGCCGGCAAGAAACUCCCUUGGAUCCGCUAGGAGCUGUUGGACCCUGCACGUCUCUCUCCCACAGCAAGGCAGCUUGGGGGAGAAGUUUCCCCGAGGGAAGGUGCCGUAAACUGCAAACAAUGACCCUGUCUUAAUACUGCAGACAUAUUGUAGUGGAACUAAGGGGAACUGAGCUUACUGGUUCUUGGUGGGUCUCUAUAACAAAAGACAGACCAACAAGAGAAAAGCAUACAAAUUUAUUAAAGUAAGCUUUAUGUGACACACAAAUUUUCAGAAGGAAAUGAGGAGCUGAAGAAACAUGUUAAUGCUAGAUUUUAUGAAGAGCAGAAAGUUGUGGAAAGUGUAAUAGAAGAGAAGGAGUCUGGGCUGAGUGUCCAGUGCUGUGGAAACCUUUAGCAAAGUCUGCUCAUUCAGAUUCAUCUCCUUGCCCCUCUGUCUUCAGAGGUGAACUACACUCUGCUCAGCUUUAAACCAAAAGUAAAAGGAGACACUACAAUUUUCAUUCUUCCUGAGUUGCCUCCUUCCUGAAGAGCAAUGGAGAUAGGUGGAAGAGGAUUAAUCAUAUCUCUAAUUUGUUUCCUGUUCAAAUUCUCCACAGCCAUUGAAAUACCACUUUCAGUUCAGCAGGUUCCAACCAUCAUAAAACAGUCAAAAGUGCAAGUUGCCUUUCCCUUUGAUGAAUAUUUUCAGAUUGAGUGUGAAGCUAAAGGAAAUCCAGAACCAACAUUUAUGUGGACUAAGGAUGACAAGACUUUUGAUCUCUCUGACUCUCGGAUAAUUGUGUCUAACAACUCAGGAACAUUUAAGAUCCCAAAUGAGGGGCACAUAUCUCAUUUUCAAGGGAAAUACCGCUGCUUUGCUUCUAAUAAACUAGGGGUUGCUAUGUCAGAAGAAAUAGAAUUUAUAGUACCAAAUGUUCCAAAAUUCCCAAAAGAAAAAAUUGACCCUCUUGAAGUGGAGGAGGGAGAUCCAAUCGUCCUCCCAUGCAACCCUCCCAAAGGCCUUCCACCUCUACACAUUUACUGGAUGAAUAUUGAGUUAGAACACAUUGAACAAGAUGAAAGAGUAUACAUGAGUCAAAAGGGAGAUCUGUACUUUGCAAAUGUGGAAGAAAAAGACAGUCGAAAUGAUUACUGUUGCUUUGCUGCAUUCCCAAGAUUGAGGACUAUUGUGCAGAAAAUGCCAAUGAAACUAACAGUUAACAGUUUAAGGCAUGCUAAUGACUCAAGUUCAUCCACAGAAAUUGGUUCCAAGGCAAAUUCGAUCAAGCAAAGAAAACCCAGAUUGCUGUUGCCUCCUACUGAAAGUGGCAGUGCGUCCUCAGUUACCAUCCUCAAAGGGGACACCCUGCUGCUUGAGUGUUUUGCUGAAGGCCUACCAACUCCACAGGUUGAUUGGAACAAAAUAGGUGGUGAUCUACCCAAAGGAAGAGAAACAAAAGAAAAUUAUGGCAAGACUUUGAAGAUAGAGAACGUUUCCUACCGGGACAGAGGGAAUUAUCGCUGCACAGCCAACAAUUUCUUAGGAUCAACCUCUCAUGAUUUUCAUGUUGUAGUAGAAGAGCCUCCUCGGUGGACAAAGAAACCUCAGAGUGGUGUGUAUAGCACUGGGAGCAGCGGUAUCUUGUUAUGUGAGGCAGAAGGAGAGCCUGAGCCCACACUCAAGUGGAGAGUCAAUGGCUCCCCGAUUGAAAAAAAUCCAUUUGCUGGUGAUGUUGUCUCCCCCACGGAAAUCAGUUUUACCAACCUACAACCGAAUCAUACUGCUGUGUACCAGUGCGAAGCCUCAAAUGUCCAUGGAACUAUCCUUGCCAAUGCCAAUAUUGAUGUUGUAGAUGUUCGUCCACUGAUACAAACUGAAGAUGAAGAAAACUAUGCUACGGUGGUUGGGUACAGUGCUUUCUUACACUGCGAGUACUUUGCUUCACCCGAGGCCAUAGUGUCCUGGCAGAAGGUGGAUGAAGCGAAACCCCUUGAAGGUAGACGGUACCAUAUCUAUGAAAAUGGCACAUUGCAGAUCAACAAAACCACAGAAGACGAUGCUGGCUCAUACUCUUGUUGGGUGGAAAAUGCUAAAGGAAAAACUGCUGUGACAGCCAAUUUGGAUAUUAGAAAUGCUACAAAACUUCAAGUUUCUCCUAAGAAUCCUCGUGUCCCCAAAUUGCAUACACUUGAAUUACAUUGUGAGAGCAAAUGUGACCCAUAUUUAAAACAUAGUUUGAAGUUGUCCUGGAGUAAAAAUGGAGAAGGCUUUGAAAUUAAUGCCACAGAGGAUGGCAGGAUAAUUAUCGAUGGACCUAAUUUGACCAUAUCUAAUGUCACCUCAGAGGACCAAGGUGUUUACUCUUGUUCAGCUCAAACUGCCCUGGACAGUGUUGCUGAUGUAACUCACGUAACCAUUCUCGAUGUUCCGGAUCCACCAGAAAACCUACACUUGUCUGAAAGACAGAACAGGAGUGUUCGGCUGACAUGGGACGCUGGAAAUGAUCACAAUAGCCGUAUUAGUGAAUACAUUGUUGAAUUUGAAGGAAACAGGGAAGAACCUGGAAGAUGGGAGGAACUGACUAGAGUCCAAGGAAAAGAAACAACAGUCAUAUUAUCUUUGGCUCCAUAUGUGAGAUAUCAGUUCAGGGUCAUAGCCGUGAAUGAAGUAGGGAGAAGCCAACCUAGCCAGCCAUCAGAUCAUCAUGAAACACCUCCAGCAGCUCCAGACAAGAAUCCACAAAACAUAAGGGUUCAAGCCUCUCAACCCAAGGAAAUGAUUAUAAAAUGGGAGCCUUUGAAAUCCAUGGAGCAGAAUGGACCAGGACUAGAGUACAGAGUGACAUGGAAGCCACAGGGAGCCCCCGUGGAGUGGGAAGAAGAGACGGUCACAAACCACACCUUGCGCGUGAUGACGCCUACUGUCUACGCUCCUUAUGAUGUCCAGGUCCAAGCCGUCAAUCACCUUGGCUCUGGCCCUGAGCCUCAGUCAGUGAUUCUGUAUUCUGGGGAAGACUAUCCUGAUACAGCUCCAGUGAUCCAUGGUGUGGACGUUAUAAACAGCACCUUAGUUAAAGUUUCCUGGUCAACAAUUCCAAAGGACAGAGUCCAUGGACAUCUAAAAGGAUAUCAGAUAAAUUGGUGGAAAACAAAAAGUCUGUUGGAUGGAAGAACACAUCCCAAAGAAGUAAACAUUCUGAGGUUUUCAGGACAAAGAAACUAUGGAAUGGUUCCUUCUCUAGAUGCCUUUAGUGAAUUUCAUUUAACAGUCUUAGCCUAUAAUUCCAAAGGAGCUGGUCCAGAGAGUGAGCCUUAUAUAUUUCAGACACCAGAAGGAGUACCUGAACAACCAGCUUUUCUGAAGGUCAUCAAAGUUGAUAAAGACACUGCUACUUUAACCUGGGGACUACCUAAGAAACUGAAUGGAAACUUAACUGGCUAUCUAUUACAGUAUCAGAUAAUAAAUGACACCUAUGAACUUGGAGAACUAAAUGAUAUCAACAUUACCAUUCCAUCAAAGCCCAGCUGGCGUCUCUCAAACCUCAAUUCGACUACCAAGUACAAAUUCUACUUGAGGGCUUGCACUUCAAAGGGCUGUGGAAAACCAAUCACAGAGGAAGGCUCCACAUUAGGAGAAGGGAGUAAAAGUAUCGGGAAGAUAUCAGAAGGAGUAAAUCUUACUCAAAAGACUCACCCGGUAGAGGUAUUUGAGCCUGGAGCUGAACAUAUAGUUCGCCUCUUGACUAAGAAUUGGGUUGAUAACAAUAGCAUUUUUGAAGAUGUAAUUGAGACCAGAGGGAGAGAAUAUGCUGGUUUAUAUGAUGACAUCUCCACUCAAGGCUGGUUUAUUGGAUUGAUGUGUGCGAUUGCUCUUCUCACACUAAUCCUGUUAACUGUUUGCUUUGUGAAGAGGAACAGAGGUGGAAAGUAUUCAGUGAAAGAAAAGGAAGAUCUGCAUCCAGAUCCAGAAGUUCAGUCAGUAAAAGAUGAAACGUUUGGCGAAUACAGCGACAGUGAUGAAAAACCUCUCAAAGGAAGCCUUCGAUCGCUUAACAGGGAUAUGCAGGCCACAGAAAGUGCUGACAGCUUAGUCCAGUAUGGAGAAGGAGAUCACGGUCUGUUCAGUGAAGACGGAUCCUUCAUUGGCGCUUACGCUGGAUCUAAGGAGAAAGGAUCUGUUGAAAGCAAUGGCAGUUCCACAGCGACAUUUCCACUCCGGGCGUAAAUGUACCACAUGUACAAAUCAGUGGUUUCGUAUCAACUUUCCGUAUUUAUCUGUUCAAGGGAGCAAGAACUUUCAUAUAGGAAUAGAAACGUAUUGGCUUAAGAUUUCAUCCAGAAUUUGAACAUCUUGCAGUCAUGUCGAGAAAAUAGCACUGCCUUGAAAAAGUAAACUACCAAGCACUCCAGGCCUGUAUUGUUUGUUUUGUUUUGUUUUGUUUUUCAGGUGCUGAAAAUUCAGAACACAAAACAAAUCCUGUACUUAGAUUCACCUCGACUGAAUCCAAAGUAUCCAUUCAGUGUACUCCAUUUUUGCCUGGUUUUCCUGGUCACUGUGUUUGCAUUGUUGUUGCUACCUUGUGGUUUUUCCUCUGUGUGCACAUUUGUAUUCAGUCUCUGAGAACUGUCUUAGUGACUUUGCUUCACGACAGGUAAAAAGAUGGGAAGCAAACCGGUUAUUUAAAAUGUAAAGAGGAAUAUGAAUGUCUUAUUAAAAUGGUUCAUUGAAUAUAUACAGUCUAAAUCUAUUAUUUAAAUUUUUUGUAGCAGGAGUCCUAGGUAAACAAUCAAGUCGUAUUUAUUGAGCGCCUAACCGUUUGCCCAGAGAUAGUCAUGUUUAAACAGAAUUCUAAUUUUUUCAGUUUCAACACGAAUUUUUUGGGUAUAUCACUUAUGACAUCUAGAACCAUCUUUGUUUUUUGUUCUUUUCUUGGACUAAAUUCAGCUGAAAAGGAAGUGGUGGUCAGAAAGUUAUCUUAUGAAAGAACAGGCCAAGGUUUCCGGGCUGCUGGCGUCUCCUAGCUAUAUCUAUUUAAUAUCUUCAUUUCUAAAUUGACCGCUUUGACCUUUUUUCUAUGUUUAUAUAAUGGUAUGCUUGCAUCUAUUUCAUGAAUGCAUUGUACAUAUUAUGUUAAUAUUUACACAAUUAAAAAUACAGAUGUGUUUUAUUUUGAAGUGAGAAAAAGAACAUUAACAGGCAUGUUUGUACAGCUAAAGUAUAUAGUAAGAUAACAUUUUGCAUCAUUCCACAGCUACAACCAACAACAUGAGGUUCCAAAACUAAAGACUUUGUAUAAAGCAUUUGGGUUUUGUUCUUAUAUUGCUUUUUCCUACAGUCUCAAAAUAAAAUAUCAUAUAAAUAUUGA
Molecule: messenger RNA, 5522 nt
Organism: Leopardus geoffroyi (Geoffroy's cat)
Lineage: Eukaryota; Metazoa; Chordata; Mammalia; Carnivora; Felidae
Gene: CHL1
Product: cell adhesion molecule L1 like
Exons: 29
Coding region: 710-4381 (1223 amino acids)
Biological process (GO): brain development; cell-cell adhesion
Molecular function (GO): cell-cell adhesion mediator activity
Source: RefSeq, a predicted model, not a curated record